This is a messenger RNA of Ilex paraguariensis (yerba mate), 887 nucleotides long. Lineage: Eukaryota; Viridiplantae; Streptophyta; Magnoliopsida; Aquifoliales; Aquifoliaceae. The record is from the annotation of a GenBank genome assembly.
GUGUUAAAUCAGUGAAAUCAUUCGACGGUGACAAGAUGUUUGCAGUGGUGGGAGAAGUGGAUCCAUUGAAACUCUGUGAAAAAAUUCAGCAGAAACAGAAGAAGAAGGUGGAACUCGUUUCUCCUUUGCCAAACAAGGACAAAAAUAAGGGCAAAGAAACUGAGAAGGUUGGUGGGGAAUGGGAGAAGAAGAAGAACAUUGAAGAUAAGCAACAGAACAAGCAAGAUAAUAGCAAAUCCAAAGAGCCUCCAAUCACAGUGCUGAAGCUGAGUCCAGACUUCGACGACAAGAGCAUGCAAACGAUUAUGAAAAUUAUAAUGAAGAGCCAAGGAUACCAAGAGGUCUCUAUAGACCGGAAAAAUUUUAUGAUCAAAAUAACUGGAACCAUGGAUGUGAAGGCUCUGGUGGAGACAAUAAACAAGAAGCUAAAGAAAACAGUCGAGAUUGUGCCCCCAAAAAAAGGUGGUGGCAACGAGAAGAAUGAAAGUGGCAGUGGCGGGGGCGAUCAAAUGAAGGGAGGCGGAGAUGGCAAAGCUUCUGAUAAUAAUGUGAGAGAUGGUGGAGGCAUGAUGGAAGGAAACAGAUCUGGAGCUCUGCCUAAAGAGAUUGUGCCCCCCAACAAAGCAAGUGGAAACGAGAAGAAUCAAAAAGGCAGUGGCAGUGGUGGCGGCGGCGGCGAUGGCGAUAGUGGUGGUGAGCAAGGAAAGUGGGGCGGAGAGAGAAAGGCUUGUGGUGAUUGUGGCAGAGAUGGUGGAGGCAUGAUGGAAAGAAACAAUAGUGGAUAUGUGCCAUUCGAAUACCAAAACCCAUAUGCUAACGAGUCACUUCUUGACAAACUGAGAAAUCCAUUAGAUGAGGAGAACCCUAAUGCCUGUUGUGUACUUUGA